UCCCUGCCUCGCUCAGAUCCUCCAGCUCUCCGGAUCUCUGGGUGCAGAUCACAUUCUCCCAGACUCCUGAGCCCUGGGUCCAGCCAUGGGUCCCUCCAGCAUCUUCCUGUGCAUCCUGUUCCUCUGUGGGGCACUGGGUCUCACCACGCCCCCGUCCCCUGCCCGAGGUCGGCUCCGCUGUUACACCUGCAGCUUUGCCAAACCCUGCUACCCGGUUCCCACCGAGUGUCAGGAGGACGAAGCUUGUGGCAUCAGUAUUGGCACCUCAGAGCAGAAUGAGAUCAUCGAGCGGAAGGGCUGCCUCCCACGGGCCCAGUGCCCUCUGCGGGGCCAUGCCACCUACUGGUCGCGCUCCUACGCUCUGCGGCACCACUGCUGUGAGCAGGACCUGUGCAACACAGCCACCACGCUGCGGCCACUCCCCAGCCCCCUACUCGCCGCCCUGCUCCUCCUUGCAGCCAGCUUCACCUGGGGAGGCCCCCUCCUCCGCUGGCUUCAAGCCAAUCUGCAGCCUUCAACCCAGGACUCUGCCCCCCUCCUCACCGCCCUCGAGACCCCUGCAUCUGAGAUAUGCCCAAGAACCUGAUUCUGUAGAGAACUCCGAUUCCCAGCCUCACACCUUCCCAGACCCCUCCCAAGGUCUGGUUCCUGUGGGCACCACUCUAGCCUGGAUAGGCACCUGCCCAGAGCCCCGCCUCAUAAACAAUAUCUGUUCUAGGUCUUUUGUCUUUUCUAGAUGCCCACAGCUGAUGCCCUAUCUCAGCUCCAGGUCUUGGUCAAGGCAGGCAGUUUAUUGAAGCUGGGGGUCCCAGGCAAGGGGAUUGAAGGGGCAUCAGGUAUGGUGAGGAGGACAGUCUUGCUAGGAAAGAUUAAUUUGGCAGUUCGGGAACUCAGGAAGGAGGUUCUUGGGGGAACUGUGAAGAGUAAAUUUAAUAAAAGUGCUAUCUGAGAGUCUAGGA
Messenger RNA from Neogale vison (American mink), 959 nucleotides. RefSeq names its product lymphocyte antigen 6G6e-like. The record is from RefSeq and is a predicted model, not a curated record. Lineage: Eukaryota; Metazoa; Chordata; Mammalia; Carnivora; Mustelidae. The transcript is spliced from 3 exons. Gene Ontology annotation, biological process: desensitization of G protein-coupled receptor signaling pathway; acetylcholine receptor signaling pathway. Gene Ontology annotation, cellular component: plasma membrane. The coding region runs from base 86 to 586 and encodes 166 amino acids. Gene Ontology annotation, molecular function: transmembrane receptor protein serine/threonine kinase activity; acetylcholine receptor binding; acetylcholine receptor activator activity.